Messenger RNA from Cheilinus undulatus (humphead wrasse), 3188 nucleotides. It is a transcript of the gene piga, whose product is annotated as phosphatidylinositol glycan anchor biosynthesis, class A. Bases 552 to 2009 code for a protein of 485 amino acids. Gene Ontology annotation, cellular component: glycosylphosphatidylinositol-N-acetylglucosaminyltransferase (GPI-GnT) complex. Gene Ontology annotation, biological process: GPI anchor biosynthetic process. Lineage: Eukaryota; Metazoa; Chordata; Actinopteri; Labriformes; Labridae. The record is from RefSeq and is a predicted model, not a curated record. Gene Ontology annotation, molecular function: phosphatidylinositol N-acetylglucosaminyltransferase activity. The transcript has 8 exons.
CAGGAAGUGACAGAGGCGGAUAAGUGGCUAGCUUAGGGCUAGCGACCAGAAAUGGUUAUGUUUAUGAACAUUUUAAUGAAUUUCUUAACAAGCUGGCACAAAUUGGACAAUUUAUCCGCGCAACAGGGCUGAGUCCAGACACCCUCCUGAGGAAUCUCAUUUCAACCACUUGAACUUGCAGUCUCACUCUUUUGGUCAUUACCCAGAGUUCAUGACCAUAUGUGAGGGUGGGAAGUGGGAACGAAAUUGAGGGCUUUGCCUCCCAUCUCAGCUCUCUCUUCACCCCGAUGGUCCAGUACAACAUCUGCAGUACUACUGACGCCGCACAAAUCCAUCUGUUGAUCUCACAGUCCAUUCUCAUGCUCACUCAUGAACAAGACUGUGAGAUACUUCACUUUAGGCUAGGACCAGCAGAGAACCAUGGCCUCAGACUUAGAGGUGCUGAACCUCAUCCUGUCUCGGCAAACAAACUGCCCCAGUGCCUGCUGGAGGGCCCCGGCAGAAGAAUCCAACAGAACUACUGUGGAACGCAGCUGUAAAAAGAAUCAACAAUGGGCCAAAGAAGGAGAACAGCAACUGUGAACACGCCUUUUCAGAGAGUCGCUGGAGCUCUUGGGGAAGUUUCCAGAGUCCCCCGUAGGAAGCACAACAUCUGCAUGGUGUCUGACUUCUUCUAUCCAAAUAUGGGAGGAGUAGAAAGUCACAUUUACCAGCUAUCCCAGUGCUUGAUUGAGAAGGGACACAAGGUGGUGAUUGUCACCCAUGCCUAUGGCAGAAGAAAGGGUGUCAGGUACCUGACCAAUGGACUGAAGGUCUACUACCUCCCCCUGCAAGUAAUGUACAACCAGUCCACAGCCACUACCUGCUUCCACAGUCUCCCACUCCUGCGUUGUGUGUUUGUAAGGGAACGCAUCUCUGUGGUGCACGCACACAGCUCAUUCUCUGCUAUGGCCCAUGAUGCAUUGUUUCACGCCAAGACCAUGGGCCUCAACACAGUGUUCACUGACCACUCUCUCUUUGGCUUUGCUGAUGUGAGCUCUGUGCUGACCAACAAGCUUCUGACUGUGUCGCUGUGUGAUACCACUCACAUCGUGUGCGUUUCCUACACAAGUAAGGAAAACACAGUGCUCCGUGCCACACUCAACCCAGAGAUCGUUUCAGUUAUUCCCAACGCUGUUGACCCGACAGACUUCACCCCUGAUCCAUCCCAGCGCCAAGAAGACAACAUCACUAUUGUUGUGAUCAGCCGCCUUGUCUACCGUAAAGGAAUUGAUCUUCUUGGUGGAAUCAUCCCAGAGCUCUGCCUCAAACAUCCAGAUCUUCAUUUCCUUAUUGGUGGAGAGGGACCUAAGAGAAUUGUGCUGGAAGAAGUGAGAGAGAAAUACCAACUUCAUGACAGGGUUCGUCUGCUGGGAGCAUUAGAGCAUAAAGAUGUACGCGGAGUUCUGGUGCAAGGUCACAUCUUCCUCAACACGUCUCUGACUGAAGCUUUCUGCAUGGCUAUCGUGGAGGGAGCAAGCUGUGGACUCCAGGUGGUUAGCACGCGUGUGGGGGGUAUUCCUGAGGUGUUACCCGACGACCUUAUCACCUUAUGCGAACCAACGGUGCGGUCGUUGUGUGCUGGUCUGGAGACGGUCAUUGCCCGGCAGCGUUCAGGGUCAGUCCCUUCCCCAGCCUCUGUCCACACUCAUGUGCGAAACCUCUACACGUGGAGGAAUGUUGCAGAAAGGACUGAAAAGGUGUACGACAGAGUGGUUGGCGAGGAGGUCCUUCCUCUUCACAGACGGAUACACAGACUGAGGGCUCACUGUGGACCUGUUGCUGGCUCCAUCUUUGCCUUUGUAGCUGUUUUAGACUUUCUCUUCCUGCUGCUUCUACAGUGGUUGCUGCCAGAUCACGUUAUGGACGUUGCUGUGGACGCCACCGGCCCUCAUGGUUUGUGGCGGCAAGAAACGAGUACUAAAGACGGUGCCAUGAAGGGAGCAGCUGAAAAACGAACGCCAUCAUAGCAAUCACUGCAUACUUCUGCCUCACAUCUAGCUCCACUUUAUGAGUCAAAAAUGGCUGUUGAAGGCAGAAAGAGUUCAUAGUGACUAAAAAUAUUGUUUACAUGUGCAUAUCAAAGGGGACCUUGUUUCGAAAACCUUUAUUUAAGACUUGAAAAGGGUUUUUUAUUGAGUAAAAUUAAAACCUGUGAUGUUAAAGGUAUAAUAUGCAACAUUUUAAACAUACAUUCAACAGAUUCUAGAUAUAGCACUGAGUAAUGAGUAUGUUAAAAAGGAGUAAAGUAAAACUCUUCUGGGUUUGUUGUUCUUAGCUAUUUGUUCACACUCAGUAUAUUUAUAUACACGGUGAAGUCAAGUUGAUUGGGCAGUUAAACUGGUCUGCUGUCCUUAACCUGUUAUAACAGCACAGUGAGAGAAUUUGUCAUGGCCUGUAUGCUGCCAAGCCCAGUAAUCAAGGUCAGAUGUUGACGCUGUGGAGCAUGUGCAGUUGACUGCUUCCAGCUGACAUAGAUGAGAUACGAUGGUAAUAUGUAAAGGAAGACAACAAGAUGACUCUUGCUAUAUUAUCAGCAUUCAUGCUCAUUAACUUCCAGGUCAAAGGCCGUGGAAGAGACUGUGAAGCAUGCAGAGAACGUCUGGUCUGGUCUAACUGAGGCAUAUAAAUGUAAUUGUAAACCAAUCUCCAACUGCAUCAUCUGAAUGUGCUAGACUUUGUUUAUGGGCUUUACAUGCAUUUCCACCUUCAGCUGACUUAGCCAAUAAUUUGAAUUUCUCUGAAUGCAUGUGAACAUACUGACUGAUGGCUUCAGUCUGUCUGUUUAUCUACCACUAAGAGGCUCAAACUGUUUCAUACAUCUUUAUUUUUUCCCCACUUAGGGACGCUUUCAGUACAGGCAAAAUGGUGGAGUUUUGUUGCACAGGUACAAUUCAAGACUUUCCAAGUAAAAAAGACUUUAUUUGGUAUAAAAUACUUGAAAGAUAUGGAAAUUGAACAUUAGGAUGUACAAUUAUGUGCAUAAAUUUUAGGCAUGUAGGGAGCUAAGAGUUCAUCACAGGGUACUACAUGCCAUGAGGGACAUUGCAGUAUGCUUUUACAAAAAAACAAAGCAAAAUUUAAGGUUUUAAAGUAGUAAAUUGUUUUCAUUAUCGUAAAAAUAUUGUUAAAAUGAAUGCAAUUUAAAA